AACAAGUGAACUUGGUCUUUAAAAAUACAAACUGCAACUUGUCACAUCCACCGCAAGCUGCCAGAAGCUAAGAAGCUCCGACAUCUGGGAAACCUCCUCUGGCAGCAGCCGCUCUCUUGCAUGUGAGAGCUACUAUUCUACUUUUCCCAUUUGUGAUGUCACAAACAGGGACUUUUUGAAACAGCUUUGAAACAGAAAUGUGAGUAUUUUAUAAUAUAUUUAAUUAAGUUUUAGUGCUUCAAAAAUUUCUCAGGAUAGCUCCCUGCUUGUGUCAAAUAAACAAAAAUAAUCUGUUUUCGAACAAACCUCUACACACUGGUUGUUUCAUGGAAGAUUCUGACAUUUUUAAAAAGCUGUUCCUAAAGCAUGCUUGGCAGAAGCUGUGGUCUGAUAAACGAUGCACAUAGAUGUAAAGUUCGGUGACUUCCAGUUGCUCGGUGACCCUGAGUGGCUCUCAUGAAGACAAACCUGCAUACCUGUCAGUCACGUCCAUGAUGGUGACGACAGCGACAUCACCCGACGACACACCUCUCAAACCCCCACUUGCUGGUUGAUUCAGGAUGUUUAGUUUGACGUCAAGUUGGUAUAAAAGAUCUCUUUUUUUGAGAAGCAACCUCAUAAAAACUAUGUUAAUUCCUCAGUUAAGAGUCUAUGUAACCUGGGAGAUCCCCUCAUAGUCAGCGAGAGUCAUAAAUCCAUCUUAAUGUUGCCUCCAUUGUUGUGAGGCAUGCAAGGAAUCAGACAACAAAGGUCACUGAUGGGAUUGUGUACUUCACACACAUAGAGAGGGAGAAAAAUCCGGACAUGUGGGAUUAAAAAUGUGGGAGAGGUUCUGAACAACAACCGAGCUGGAGAGUGGUUAGCAUUAGAUGGUGAAAUGGUGCAAAAGAGGGGAAGUUGCAAACCUUUUUUUUUUUGGAUAAUGAUAAUUUUGUUGUGCUUUUUGGAGGCCUUUUACAGAUCAAAAUAAGAAAUCUGCACAGAUGACUAAGACCUUCCUCUAAAAGUUUAAGAUUGGUGCUUGGGUGUGUUUAAUGGAAUCUAAAAACGUGUGAAGGUAUUUGGGUUCAAAGCCAUUCGUUUGAUGUUGUAUGACAGUAGUCAAAGCCUGGAGCUAAGAGGAGGUGUUGUCAUUCGUGUCCUGCCCCCUCUAGGGGCUGGAGGUAUGACAUCAACAGCAAUAAUGAAAGCAACUCAUCAACAACUGGACACCGGGGCUAUAAAAGGAACUUGGGGAGACCCGUGCUUAUCAUAACUAAUAGGAGCUAACCACCAACCCAGGCUCACUUGAGAGACAACAACUAUAUCUGUGCUUUAAUCGGACAGAGGAGAAGCUACCACCACAGGUCAUCCAAAAAAUGGACUUUAAGAACCUAUGUGUUUUCCUCGUUGUUUUAUACCUCUCCAUUCACUGUCAAGGACACCCCGUAAGUAAAAGGACGGUGAGCGAGGUGCAGCUCAUGCACAACCUCAGACACCACAAACAGGUGCAGGAGCGCAGGGAGUGGCUGCAGAUGAGGAUCCAAGACAUCCACAAUGCAGCAAGGGCCAUUGGUGCAGACGCCAAGAUCCAGAGUAGCAGGAGGCUGCGUCCCGAGGAGCUGUCGGAGCUGGGUGAGCUGACAUCAGAGGAGAUCCAACAAGCUGUAGACUUCUUUGAGAAGCUCCUCGAAUCAAAGCAGUCCUGAAUUUGUGGAGAUUUUAUUGGGAAUCUUGACAGUAGCAGCAACAUUUCCAACACUGAAUAUUUUUAUUUUAAGACCAUUUUCUUUUGUUCCCUCUUUUUUAGAUUCUAUAUAAACGUUUCGCAUCUUUGUGUUCUUUUAUUUUAACUUCUGUUUUUAAAUCCUAUUUAUUUAAUUAUUUAUGAAAUGCAUAUUUAUGAGACUAUGCCUCUGCUUGGCAAACCAACAUGUAUGCACUGUUAUUUAAAAAGGUUUUGGUGUAAAACCAUCAUGAAGGAGAAAGUUCAAAUUGGACCAUUUGUGACUUUUUUUAACCUUUUUUUGGGGGGACAAACCCCUGUUGGAGGGCUCAUUAGGUGUAUUAGCCUGCUUUAUCAGCUACAUUUUCCAUUGUUUGUGUAAAUAUUUGACCUGCAAUAUCAGCGUAAAAAUGCUAAAACGUAUUUAGCUUCCGCUGGGUUUCCUAAUAUCCUCUGCAUUUCAACAAUAUGAAAAAGGUUUAUUUUUAUAUGUUUGACAAUGCCAGUAUAAAGCUGUUUUGCUUUUUAAGCUGAGCAGAUUUGUAUUUAAUGUUGUAAAUUGUUAUUAUAAUUAUUUCUGUGAUUAUUUCUGUAUUUAAAGAUGUGAAUAAAAAGGAAUAAGAA
Nothobranchius furzeri (turquoise killifish) is the source of this 2329-nucleotide messenger RNA. RefSeq names its product parathyroid hormone 1a (gene pth1a). Gene Ontology annotation, molecular function: hormone activity. NCBI's taxonomy places the organism in Eukaryota, Metazoa, Chordata, Actinopteri, Cyprinodontiformes, Nothobranchiidae. The record is from RefSeq and is a predicted model, not a curated record. Gene Ontology annotation, biological process: intracellular calcium ion homeostasis. Gene Ontology annotation, cellular component: extracellular region.